Messenger RNA from Ictalurus furcatus (blue catfish), 5074 nucleotides. It is a transcript of the gene prr16, whose product is annotated as proline rich 16. Gene Ontology annotation, biological process: positive regulation of translation; positive regulation of cell size. The coding region runs from base 167 to 1042 and encodes 291 amino acids. The record is from RefSeq and is a predicted model, not a curated record. NCBI's taxonomy places the organism in Eukaryota, Metazoa, Chordata, Actinopteri, Siluriformes, Ictaluridae. The transcript has 2 exons.
GCCCCCCCCCCCCCGCGCCCCCCCCCAUCCUCCUCCUCCAGAUUCUUCUGCAAUGUAUAAAGAGCCUAGAGAAGAAAACAUAACAUUAAAAUGCACGAAACAAAGUGCGCCGAUCGCAAUGAGAGGAUAUAGCUGCAGUCCUUGAUUCGGAGUCGUUUUACAGAGAAUGUCAGGGACAGCAAAUGCGGAAUCAGAGGGAGUCUCCAAAGUUCAAAUAAAAAGGCAGAUCAAGACAAUCGUGGAAGAUUUGGAGAACAUCUUGGGGGACUUGAAGGAUGUAGCGAAAGAACUCAAAGAGGUUGUUCAUGAGAUAGACUCCCUGACUUCAGACCUCCAGCUAGAGGAGAUGGCAAACAGCUCGAAGACUGACACACUCAACAGCAGCUCAAGCAGUACCACAACCACGACCACUGCCUCCAGCAUUGAGAGAAUUAAGAUCUACCCUGAAGACGCCUUCCUGAGACCUCCAUCCAUGGCCUCUGGCAUGCUCACAGUACUGAAGAGGACCCAUCCUCCUCUCCUACCUCCUCGCCUGACGCCAGCCAGAGACGAGGACCACAGCAAGAGCCUGUCCUCAGGGAACCAAGCCAAAGAGAACAGAACACUCAUGCGCAAUGGCGUCUUCUCUACAAAGCCCAUUAGCAUACCCGGCAGAGAUUCGGUAUGCAUGCCUAAAAGCUCGACAGAAAAAGGACUGACUCUGAUACCCCUUCUGCGGCACAAAAAAAGUCGAUGUCGUCAGGUGACACGGGAGCGGGUGCGAUUCAGUGAAAAGGUUCAGUACCAUGGCUACUGCCCGGACUGUGACCUACAGUACGACAUUGACAACACGGAUAUGCACUUACACAGUGAUCUUUUUGACAUGAAACUAAGCCCCAUUCAUCAGUGCUCCUCUAUGGCCCCAGCCCAUGUUCUGAUGGAAAAUGGUGGCCUGAGCCUCAGUCACAGCUUUCCUCCUUCAACUCAAUCUUGUGUGCCUCAUCAUGCUACUCCAAAACCGCAGAAAACCAUACUGCGCAAGUCCACUACAACAACUGUUUGAUAUAUAAAUCCCCCUAAAGAGACAUUUAAUAAUCUUUUAUAUGUUUUAUUUGAUGUCAUAAGCACUUUCUACUGCAGUAUAAAAUGGAUUAUCUGAAGAUUAAAAAGGAAAGAGGCUAUGGGGAUGCUUUACAGUACUUCAUUGGAAGUCCAAAGAAAGUAAGUGAUCGGUGAGUACUUUUUCAAAUGAGCAGAAUAUACUGAGAAUCAGGAUAAAGGUAUAUUUGAUAAUGACCUCAGGUGAGACAUUAUGGUCAUUAAAUAUUUAUGGAGACUCAUAACAAUUCAAGUGGUCUAUGAAAAUGUGAGCUAUAUCUUCUGAGGGUUGAGGUCAGGCACCAAGACAAAUCUGGCCCAGGUUUUCCACUGAAUGGCAGGUAUCCAAAAUGUUAUUAAUUGGGUGAAAUGUAUUAUCCACAUCCCUAGACUAUGAAUUUGCACUACAGCUCUUCCAGAAAGAUUAAGAAUUUAUACUGUAUAUGAACAUGUCAGAGUUAUUCGGAGAUAUGUUUGCAACUUACACCACGUUAUGAUGAUGCUGACACUAGACACCAUGUCCCCAUUUUUACAUUCAAAUCAAGGAGGGAGAUGAGAGGCUUUUUGAGUGCUAAGGGUUUAGGAAAGGGGGCAUACCCUGGAGGGAGCUGAAAAUAGCAACCUCUACUAAUUAAAGAAAUUAAGCAAAUGCUGAUUAUGGAAUUUCACCCCAGCUUUGCAUCAACCUAAAUAUCAACUCAAGUGUCAACUGCAUUCAGUGUAGUUGUGUAAAGAGAUGUAACCCUGUGAAUGAUCAAACUAAGAUGCAGAGGUGUGUAAAGUAGUCAAAAUUUAUUUACUCAAGUACAAGUAAAACUACUUAUAAAAAUAAUUACUCAAGUAACAGUAAAAGUAAGAAUGUUAAUAAUUACUUGAGUAAGAGUAAUAAAGUAUCCAAUGAGACAACUACUCAAGUAGCAAGUUUCUAGUUACUUUGGAUCUGAUCAAAAUGAAGGAAAUAUCCUGAAUCUCAGACUACAUGGAGAACUGUAAGGCACACCUCUCCUUGAAAGUCUGUCUGUUCUGUUUAUAUGAUUAUAAAAUCUAUGUUCAAGAGGAAGCAGUAUAUCUCAUGGGUACAAUAACACAGAACCUGUCAUUUUCAACACAAAAUCACACACACACACCCCAAAAAACAAACAUUUUCCCAACAGGUGACUGUCCUUAUUUUCACAUGUUAACAACACAAACUUGUCAGCAUCUGCAUUUAAACAAGACAACAGAGACCAAAAGAACAGACUAUGGAACAGAACAGAAGAGAAAGUGUGUGUAGAGAGAGAGUGAGUGAGUGUGCGCAUUAAUAUGUUUGUGUGUGUGUAUGUGUGUGUGUGUCGCGACCUCAUUAUACAUGAUGUAAACAAAUUAUUAAAACUACAUAUAUUCAUUAAUAUUUAACAGUAACAGAGGAAUGACACUGAAUGUAGUGAAGUCAAAGUACAUUCCUGUGAUUUAAAAAUUAAUUUGAGUAAGUGUAUAAGUAUGGCCAGUUAAACUUACACUUAAAAGUAUUUUUUUUUUUCUUCAAAAAGUUACUCAAGUAAAUGUAGCAAAGUAAAUGUAGCAUGUUACUACCCACCUCUGCUAUGUACACUGACACUCCUUGUGUUGUUGAAGGGGUAGAAGUAGAGCUGACAUUUAGUAAAAACUCCAUCAAGCUUAUUUGACCCUAAUGAAGUGCAUAUUUUCCCUCCAGUAUAAAACAAACUGUUUCCAUUUAAGCUGUAUUUACUACAUUUUGAACCUUUAACCAAACAGUAACAAUAAAUUAUCUAUGUAUUCCAGUGAUCACCCUUUAUCAAUAAUCUGAAUCAAUUAUCAUCACAAAAUUCCUCACUUGCAAGUCCAAUAGUAAAACUUUUAUAGCAAGCAUAAUGCCAAGACAGGCUUAUACAUAAUACCACUUGACAGACUCCCAGUAAUCUGAAACAAUAAUGAAAUCUAAACAUAGACUGAAAACCAAACAAGUUUUUGAAGUGUUCAUUGAUAACAUUUGACAACGUUCAUUGAUAACAACCAGAAAAAAAACAGACAAAAACCAGACAGGCAUUAAAACUUUAUACAAGGGUAAGCCAAAACAAAAUCACUUGGAUGUGCCCUUUUGGAAACAUAUAAUCAUCAAUAUGCAGAUAAGCACAUUUAAAAUUUAAUGCCUGCUAUUACAGUAUUACAAUAUUUUUUAUUAUUAUUUUAUUUAUCUAAUUGUUUAAUCACUCUUUCUUUCUUUUGUUUUCUUUUUAUAUUUCAUUUUCUAAUGUUUAAUUUUUCCUUUCAUUUUAUUUUAAAGCAAGUUUCCUUUUAUCAGUUAGGCAGAUCAUUCCAGGCAGUUUAAUAGAUAUUAAAUGGAUAAUAGAUUAAUAGAUAAUGGUUGAGGUGAUGGAACUGUUCAUACACUAAAGAAGAAAAGAAACUGUGCUGACAUGGGUAGAGCAAAUUACUGAGAAGUCACAGUUUUACUCUUUAGAGAAUAUAAGUAAGUAAUUCCAUAGAAACCAUCAGUAUAUUUAGAACAGAAUCCCCAUUGAAUUCUUCCUGCAAAUGUUUAAAAUAAUCUUUCCUUAGAAUGCUACAGAACAAACGAAAAUAGAAAACUGAUUUCUUUCUAAGUUUCCCAAUAUUCACAAAAGUUAUUAGGUCACCAGCAUAUGCAAAAAUCCUCAGUGGCCUGUGUUGCUGUACUGAAUUCUUGAAUACAUAAAUACAAAUAAUACACUUCUGUUUUGGAAGUCACUCGGUUCUCUAGGCUAGGUCAAAAUACACAUGGAAAGUUUGAGAUUAUUUGUCCAAAUUGCUGAAAUAUCUGACACCAUUUGAUUGCCUUAAAUAAAUCAGCUCAAUGUGAUAGUGGGAGGCUAAUGUCAGGAUACCAAGAGUGAAUAAGACACUUCUAUUCUACAUUACAGAGAAUUUAUAGGCAGUGAAUUUAAUAGUAAUGAAGUCAGUAUGCUGUGGUUUGUCUAUAUAGAGCAGAUGGCUCUUUUCUGAUUUUAGAAAUAUUUUAUUUAUUCAUUUCACUGUAAUAUAGAUUGUGUGCAUCUCGGCUGGACUGAUGUAACCUGAUGGAUAUUUUUAUUAUUUCCUUACAAUUUAAUAGAUUAUAUGAGGUUGUUAAUAAUGUGUGUCAUCUUAUCAUGAUAGCAUUCCAUGGUGGCGUAGCAGUUAAUGUUACCACCUCACAGGUUCAGAGUCCCCAAUUUGAUCCAGAGGUUGGGUUUAAUGUCUAUGUGGAGUUUCUAUGAAUACUCUCCCAGUGUCUAUAUGGGUUUCCUGCUGGUUUUCCAUUUUCCUUCUUUGGUGUGAAUGAGUGUGAGUGUGUAUGUGCCUGGUACUCUGUGAUGGACUGAUUUUCAUCCAGAAUGUAUUCCUGCUUCAUGCUUAGUCUUCCUGGGAAUCCACUCUGAUUCUGCAUCCACUGUGACCCUGACCAGAAUAAAGCAGUUACAGAAGAUGAAUGAAUAUCUCCAUACUGAAAAUACAUAAUUCAAAUCAUAAUCACAGUAUAAUCACGUUAUCACUCAAAAGUUGGUCAUGUAUCAGUGUUGCUAGGCAAAGAGUUUUAGAAAUGGAAAAAGGCAAGGAAAAGUGUGGUCGAGUAAUCUAAAUAGGCAUAGAAGUUAUUUGUUUUGGAUAUUUAUGUUAUUGUGCCUAUGUUAUAAUGUUGUUUAAAGGGCAUGGUGGUGUUUAAUUAGGCUGUGCAAAAUGUGCAUUAUGAGGCUGAGUGCAUAUUGUUAAAUUUAGAACACCGGGAAAUUUAGCAAAUAGCGCUGUCUGAUUUAUAGUUAAACUUUAUUAUUUAAACAAUUAUUUUACAUUUACUAUUUUUGCAGAUGAUUUUAUUCAGGACAACUUCCAAAUUAUGCAAGACCCUAAAUGCAAAUGAACAAGGGAUCAAAUAAAGUGUGUUAAAUAAGGUUUUUAUAUUUGAAUAUCAACGUAUGAUUGGUCACAUUCAAGAGUCUCUGCUAUGAGUGUGUAACUAUUAAAUGAUUUUCCUUUGACC